AUGAAGUUCUUCAAGAAGCGCGACAAGAAGAAGGCCGCCUCGGAGAGCGACUUUGCCAGCUACCCGCACCGCCCCAGAGGCUUCAGCAGCGGCUCUCCCCCGCACGGCCAGAGCCAGAGCCAGAGCCAAUUCUUAGCUCCCGGCUCGCCGCCACGCUUCCCGACUCGGCGCUCCGCCCAGGCCCUCGCCGCCCUCCCGCCCAACGUCCUCGCCCGCAUCUUUGCCUUCGUCUGUCCUCACUCCCAGGACGAGACCUACGAGACCUGCGAGCUCUCCGGCCUCGGCAAUGCCUGCAUGCUCUGCGACAUACGCGACCUCGCCCACUGCGCCUUGACCUGCCGGCGCUGGAGGAAGGAGGCCGUGAAGCAGCUCUAUCACAGCGUCCGAAUCGAGACAGUCCACUACUGCGACCGCGAGAUCUACUUGUCUGACAAGCGCAAGCGGCGCACCUUCUUCGACCGCAAUGGCGAGCCCGAAGACGUGGCCCAGGCGCGUCUCAAGCUGCUAUGCCGAACCCUGCGUGAAGAUCCAGCCAGGCUCGGCCCGAUCGUCGAGUUCUUGAAGACCCCAUACAUGCUGCGAGAGUCAUGCCAGGCCGACCUGGCUCGUACCAUCGCCGUCCUGCCCAACCUCCGCUAUGUCGACCUGCCCGAGGGUCUCUUCAUGGACGAGCCCCCCUUUUUGACACUGCGACUCGAGGUCCAGGCCAGGUGUCACAAUCUGAGAAAGAUGACCUUUAUGGGAGGCGCAGAGCGCAGCUUGGAGGACUUGGCCGGCGGGAGGAUCUGGCCGAACCUGGAGGUUCUCGAGUUGGUCAAGGUGAACAUGGAGCCGCUCCACCUGCGCCAUGUUCUGGGUGCCCUGCGAAACCUGCGAGCGCUCAAGGUGACGGAUACAAACGCCUUCGGAGACCAGAUAUUCAUGUACAACGACAUGGUCCCCGACUUUCCUCCUCUCGAGGAGCUCGUCUUGAAAAGCGUACCGCAUAUCACUGCCGAAGGAUUCAGAGAGUAUCUGCGGCGGGCGGAUGCGCGCAUGUCGCUCAAGCUCCUCUCCCUGACCGCCACGGGCGUCAAGCCCUGGCAUCUGCAGGCCAUUCUGGGCCUGGCACCUGCCCUCAGGCACCUCACCAUCGUCGAGACGGUGACGGCGGCCCUGCCCAUCGCGGCGGGAACCCAGAAGAUUGUACCUCUGGCGUCCGGCUCCCUGAGGACCCUCAACUACGAGAUCUCGGCCGACUCGUCGAGCAACCCCUACGCCGGCAUCACCAGCUCCUACUACACCUACCUCUCGGGCUCGCUCCACUCCGGGGGUCUCCCCAGGCUGCGGUCGGUUUAUGUGCGCGACCCAGACUUUCAGAACCUGCUUCUCGGCCUGCCGCCGCCGAUGCCGGGCUUCGCGGACGGCGGCUCCCGCCGCCCUGCCUCCAGCGGCUCCUCGUCGUCCUACACCUCGGGCCGCAGCCCCAUCAGCCUCGGCCCGGUCGUCUCGGCCAACGGCCUCCUCUCGCCGCACCACUCCCCCGGCUUCGCCCCGCCGCAGCACUACGGCCAGCCGCCGUUCGGCAGCUCUCAGUCCCCGCCCAAGUCGGGCUUCGCGUCCCUGCAGCAGCAGCACCUUUCGCAGCAGCAGCAGAACCCGCGCUUCAGCAGCAACAACCCGUUCGCGUCGAUGAUCGCCCCCAAGCAGGUGCAGACCCUCGAGGUCUACGUCAAGGGCGACGACGACCUCGACUGGAGCAUGGUCAUGGUCUCGCCCGACGGCCCGCUGCUGGGCGGCGGCCCGGGGGGAGGAGGAGGAGGCGGUGACGACUCCGGGGGCCGGCCGACGAGCAGCUACGGCCUCGGGGCGGACGUGGCGGUCGGCGCGGGGGCUAGGAGGAGCGUCUUUAUGGGGGACGGGUCCGGGUCCUUCCUGGCGGUGCCGGAUUUACCGGUCGGCGGCGGCGGCCCGAGGCGCGGGAGCGGCGCUGCGGCGGUGGACGAGUGGCCGAGGCCGAAGAGCUCUGCUGGGGAGAGGAAGAGGGAGAGGAUGGAUCUGUGGAGGUGA
Thyridium curvatum is the source of this 2049-nucleotide messenger RNA. RefSeq lists its product as uncharacterized. The coding region runs from base 1 to 2049 and encodes 682 amino acids. The transcript is spliced from 2 exons. Lineage: Eukaryota; Fungi; Ascomycota; Sordariomycetes; Thyridiales; Thyridiaceae. Gene Ontology annotation, molecular function: protein binding. The record is from RefSeq and is a predicted model, not a curated record.